AUGUUCCGCGGCCCUCGCGAUACCUCGGGUCCCAUGGACGUAGACGACUCUCACCCCCUCGGCCGCAUAGCAGAGUACGCUAUUGAUACAGAGGAGCCAGCUCGCAAGCGCCCCCACACCGACCUCUCCAACCCGUCGCCGUCCAAUCCCUUCGCCUCGGCCCAGAACUACCGUUUUGGGCCCAACACCCCCUUCCUCUUCCACGCUCCGCCGUUGCCCCCAGCACCGACGUUUCGCCCGUACGACCCGAACCAGUGGGCCAACACCGACUUUGGUUUCGGCACCAGCUCGAGCGCUGGCGCCGUUGAUGUCGAGGUCGACAUGGACGGCCAUGUCCACGCUGGAGCCAGUGGAAGCGGCAGCGCGCCUGGCAGCCCUGCGCGACCAGCCGUCAGCGUCAGCGCAUCGCAUGCGACAGCCGCGGCGCCAGCCAACCCUCCACCAGACGUUUCGGAGGCAGCCGACGACGAGCGGCCCAUUGCGGUCGGAGCAGUAGCGAGGGUGCGUCGGCGCAGGAUGCAGCAGGCCCGCGUCGACGACGACGACGAGGAUGCGCCCGGGCCAAAGAACAACAACAACAACAAUAACAAGGCCGUCAGUCGCCGCCGUGGGCGUAACGAGCACACGUACAAUCUGCACAUGAACGCGCCAGCGGUGCAUCAUUCCGAGAUCCCCGCCAUCCUCCUUGGCUACGUCCAAUUUGUCUUCAACGCCUCGCUCGUGGUCGGUUUCCUGUACGUUGCGAGCCAGUUUAUUCUCGCAGUACGCCGCGACGUGCAGGAACGUAUUGAAGAGUACUCUGUCGAAAUCCUCCAGGAGAUUGCGCAGUGCACGCAGGCCUACUUCACCAACCGCUGCGACCCAAACCUCCGUGUUCCGGCCAUGGAGCAGGCAUGCUCCGCCUGGGAGAUGUGCAUGAACCGUGACCCCAAGGUCGUUGGACGCGCGCGCGUCGGUGCCGAGACAUUUGCUGGGGUCAUCAACUCGUUUGUGGACCCCAUCUCGUGGAAGACGAUGGGCUUUACACUGGUCACGUUGACGUUCCUCAUCAUCCUGACCAACUCGGCUCUGUUCAACCUGCGCGCCAAGCACCAGCAUCAGCAUCAGCAGCAGCCUCCGGUCCCGACUGCGGCUCAGCAGCAGGCCAUGAUGUACGGGUACCACCCGAUGAUGGGUCUGCCCGGGAUGCCGCAGCAGCAGCCAGGCAUGCAGCUGCCUCCUGGGCUGCAAGGCGGUGGUGACGGUGGGAGCACUGGGGGCAAGGCGCUUGGGUGGUUGAAGAAGUGGUAA
Apiotrichum porosum is the source of this 1290-nucleotide messenger RNA. RefSeq lists its product as uncharacterized. Gene Ontology annotation, biological process: lipid homeostasis; nuclear envelope organization. Gene Ontology annotation, cellular component: nuclear envelope; nuclear membrane. The coding region runs from base 1 to 1290 and encodes 429 amino acids. The transcript is spliced from 6 exons. Lineage: Eukaryota; Fungi; Basidiomycota; Tremellomycetes; Trichosporonales; Trichosporonaceae. The record is from RefSeq and is a predicted model, not a curated record.